Molecule: messenger RNA, 6440 nt
Organism: Lates calcarifer (barramundi perch)
Lineage: Eukaryota; Metazoa; Chordata; Actinopteri; Centropomidae
Gene: mapk8b
Product: mitogen-activated protein kinase 8b
Exons: 12
Coding region: 353-1711 (452 amino acids)
Biological process (GO): JNK cascade; protein phosphorylation
Cellular component (GO): cytoplasm; nucleus
Molecular function (GO): JUN kinase activity; ATP binding
Source: RefSeq, a predicted model, not a curated record
CGCUGCUCAUUGUGCAGCCGAGGAAACAUCGCAAGCUUCCGACGACGUCGGUAUGAAAUGGCAGAAACUGCUUGUGUCACGGAAGCACAAAGAUUAGGUUACGCUGGGAGCUACACAUGUAUUUUGCGGUGAUCCCGGCCUGCUAGUGUGAGGGGGAAACGGAAGUAUAUCCGGAGGAAGGAAAAAAAGAGGGAUUAAAGUGUCGUUUUUCUCCCAGAACGGACGGGUUGUGUCUCCAACGGGCGGCGAGCGGCGACUGCGGGUCGAAACCGUUGGAAUUAACCGGAGAGGGGUCUUGAGAGGUGAGCUCCACUUGGAUGCCCAGUCACAGUGUUUGUCCACGGCCUUCACCAUGAACCGGAACAAGCGUGAAAAGGAGUACUACAGUAUAGAUGUGGGCGAUUCAACUUUUAUGGUUUUAAAGCGCUACCAGAACCUCAGACCUAUCGGAUCGGGAGCACAGGGAAUUGUCUGUUCAGCGUAUGACCACAACUUGGAGAGGAACGUUGCCAUCAAGAAGCUGAGCCGGCCCUUUCAGAAUCAAACUCACGCAAAACGGGCCUACAGGGAACUGGUGCUCAUGAAAUGUGUCAACCACAAGAACAUAAUCGGCCUAUUAAACGUGUUCACACCGCAGAAGACACUGGAAGAAUUCCAAGAUGUGUAUUUAGUGAUGGAGCUGAUGGAUGCCAACCUCUGCCAGGUGAUUCAGAUGGAGCUGGACCAUGAGAGACUGUCCUACCUACUCUACCAGAUGCUGUGCGGAAUCAAACACCUACACGCCGCAGGCAUCAUACACAGGGAUCUGAAGCCCAGUAACAUUGUGGUGAAGUCUGACUGCACUCUAAAGAUCCUGGACUUCGGCCUGGCCAGGACGGCCGCCACUGGUCUCCUCAUGACGCCCUACGUGGUCACCCGCUACUACCGCGCGCCUGAGGUCAUCCUGGGCAUGGGCUACCAGGCCAACGUGGAUAUUUGGGCUGUGGGCUGCAUUAUGGCAGAAAUGGUUCGCCACAAAAUCCUUUUUCCAGGAAGGGAUUAUAUCGACCAGUGGAAUAAGGUGAUCGAGCAGCUGGGGACACCAUCUCAGGAGUUCCUGAUGAAACUCAACCAGUCAGUGAGGACUUACGUGGAGAACCGGCCACGAUACGCCGGCUACAGCUUUGAGAAGCUCUUCCCUGACGUCCUGUUUCCUGCAGACUCUGAACACAACAAACUGAAAGCGAGUCAAGCCCGAGACCUACUAUCCAAGAUGCUGGUAAUCGAUGCUUCAAAACGGAUCUCAGUGGACGAGGCUCUCCAGCACCCGUACAUCAACGUGUGGUACGACCCUACUGAAGUGGAGGCGCCACCACCAGUGAUCACAGACAAGCAGCUGGAUGAGAGGGAGCACACAGUGGAGGAGUGGAAAGAGUUGAUAUAUAAAGAAGUGUUGGACUGGGAAGAAAGGACAAAGAACGGCGUCAUCAGGGGACAGCCAGCGUCCAUAGGUGCAGCAGUGAGCAGCAGCCCCCACCAGCACCACCAGCACCACCCCUCCACGUCCUCCUCCGCCUCCGCCACCGAUGUCUCCUCCAUGUCCACUGACCCGACUCUGACUGACACCGACAGCAGCCUGGAGACGGCCAGCAACGCCGCCAACGCCGCCGCCGCCGCCGCCGCUGCUGCUGCUGCUGCUACGGCCACAGGUCCCCUGGGCUGCUGCAGAUGACUAUCAUCUACACCUCCUCCUGGUUCUGGUUCUGGUCCUGGGGCUGGGCCUGGUCCUGAGCUGGGCCACGGCCCCUGGUCACCUCUGAGACCACCAGCCCGACACUGGCUCUCAACCCCCACCCCUCUUGCAUCUGCCUCCUCCCACCUCCUCUGUGUGCUUGUCUUCAGUAGUGUAGCGAUUAGCCAGCUAGCUGUUUGAGAAACAUUUCUGAAAGGACAGAUCUCUUUCUUUUUUUAUGACAGUUAUAGUCUUUUUUUUAAAUUAGGAUUUAUUUUCAUUUGAGUCCUAGCUGUAAUUUAUUGUGGCAUUUCUUAAUUUUUCAGAAACCUAAGAUGAUGAUAAGAGAAUUUUUAUGAUUUCACUAUGUUCCGGUUUGUAUUAACCGACAGUGAGAAUUUAAAGAAAUAUCUGUAAAAUGUUUUAAUGUGAUCUAUUUUUCUGUUGAAAGUCAUUUGUUUUCACUUGCUUUUACAACUUGCCAUAUAAAUGUAGAUUGAGUUUGUACAGAUUUUAUCUUAGAUGUAGUUUUAUCUUCGACAUGAGUUUGCAGUGAGCCAUUGAAACAUAAUUUAAUUGACAAAUGUAUGGUCUUAGUACUCCCCUUACUUGUUUUAUUUCACAUGACAUGGAUAUUGUUUAAAUGCAUAUGACAUAUCCAUUUAUUUUGACCGAGGUCAUUUAGAUUGAUUUGUAAAAAUAUUUUUUUUCUUGUGAGUCACUACUACAGCCUACAUUGUAAAUUUCACCUUAAUGAAAGCUUUAUAAUUUGCUCAUUCUUCACUUCCUGUUCAGUCAAAAUUUCAAAGUACUGAAAGUUUUCUUCCACCAUAUGAGUCAUUUUACGAUCUACACUUAAGCUAUGGGAUUGAUAAUGGCACAGUGAGGUCCCGCAAGAUAACUUGGAACAUUUUGAUGACUGUCUUCUGUAUUUUUAAGUGCUUUAAAGUACCUCUUCUCUUGUCUGCAACAGGCAGUGUGACAUUAUGGAACUGGAGUGGUGGUUUUGCUUUGGAGGACUGGAUGCAUGGAGCUCUUUCACGUUCUCCUCUGGCUUGCUUUGACAGUGAGGUAUUGUUCACGGUUCAGGACUUUAGAAUGUUUUUUGUCGUGCUUGGGGAGGGUUUUUUUUCGAGACGUAGAGUUGUGCGAGGUUGUGAUAUCGGUGACGGUGUAAAGUAGAAUGUGGUUCAGUCAAGUAGGGAAUUGUGUUAUUGAGAACGCACGUGAAUGUGUUGAUGUUCGGUGUCUCGGAGGGAUAGCGAUUCUGCAGCCUGAUGGAACAGUGUGAAAAGAUUUCUGCUUCCUACUACUAGAUCCUGUUAUUAGUAAUGUACUUUUGUGAAUUUGGGAAUUCAAAAGUGAUUUUUUUUUUUUUUUUUUUCUUUUUUGGCCAAACACUUUGCAUACCAGACAUGCCUGGAAUUGUGAAUAAAAGAACCUAAAACUUAGUAUGUUAUAAACAGCAGCACAAACAAGCAGAGUCAAAAGAAACAAAUUAUUCUUACUGUAUGCAAUAAUAGUGCCCUUUUUAAGUGUUUCUGAUUUGUUUUUGAAAGGAAAAGUGCCUGUUGUUUGUCAUUCAUUCCUGAGUACGCUGUGGGAGGAAGUGUAUUCAUUCUGUGUAGAUUUUUAAGGUGUCUGGGUAACAGCAGAAGUGUCCAUAUCAAACCAAUAACGUAUGAUGGGGUUGUAGUUCUCACAAAUGUAUUGUAUAUUUUUCUACUUGUUUUGAUUUUGACCCUUCGGGCAGGAGACUGUGGUGUCUUGCAGGGUAAGAAGAUGAUGAUGUAUGCGGUGAGAUGCUUAAGCAUGUGUUUGAGUCAUUUCAGAAGAAAAGGCAGUUUUAUCAAGGUCUUUCAUCAAAGUAAAAAGAAGUAUUUCUUUGCAGUGACAGCAACCGAAAUAUAGGUUAAUAACAGUUUUUCGGCUUUUUUUGAGUACUAAUUCAAUAUGAUGACUGUGAGAGAGAAACAAGAACUGAAAGUUUUAAAGGUCAGCUACUGGAGCAAACUACGAGUGAACCCUGCGUUAUUGUCAGUAUUUUGUGAAGGGUUUUGGAUAAUAAUUACUGUUAAAAGGCAGACUGACUGCUUUAGUCACAAACACACUUCUGAGAGGCAGAGCCAAACAACCACAGUGUUUCUGGCUAAUUCAUUUUUAAAUUACUAAAAGUUUGAAUUAGACGUAUUAACUUAAAUCUUUCCAGGCAAGUUGUCAUUGAACGUCAUAGUCAUAAAUGAAUAAAACAAAGGAGGUGAUGAUGUUCUGUAUUUUAGUUUACUGUGCCAUCUAUUGAGGUUUCAUGCAGCCAGUCUGCCUGCUAGAAAUGUUUGAAUUAAACCUCCUUUCUGCUAGAGGCAGAGUCUGGAUAUAUUCUGCUCUGUCACGGAUCAUGAGCAGGUGUUGGUGGAUGUUGUCUCAAUGUGUAACACAGACAAUGUGUCUGUCUGGAACCUGUCUUGGUCUUUGACACGGACGUUUAUCUAGUCAGUUCAAAGCAAAGUGGCAAGAAAAGGUUGUCUUCAGACUGAAGCACACGUUGCAGCUCUGUGCUGAGCUCUGCUUAGGCAACUUAUUAUUGUCUGCCAGAUAUGUGGGACUAAACUCUGUUUCAGGUUCUGGACUUGCACCAGCUAUUCGUAGAUCCAUUACGAAGUGUGUCUGUCCUUCUUAAGUCCUUAACACACUAGUCAUUUACAAAAUCAAGUUGCACCUUUUACAACUUGUCUUUGCCCAUAAAAGAAACUGCUAGUGCUUUGUAAAUGUAGAUAUUACUUUUUAUUUAUAUAUGCAUAUUUGAAGUAUGCAUGUUUCAGAAUUGAUUAGUAGUGUAGGAUAAGUGGGAAAUAUCUUUUUAACCCAGUUAGUUUUAUUUGGUCACUUAGUCUAACAUUAUUUGCGACAAAAGUUUCCCAGUUUAUAUCAUUAUUAAACAGCAUUUUAUCAAAUGUCAGACAGGAACAUCAACCAUAUCAAUUACCUCUUUUACUCUUCAGUGUAAACGGGUAAUCAUAAAAGGCAAACAGUUAGUUUUAUCACUAGCUAGUCAACAGUCUAUAUUUAUUACAUAUGCAAGCUAACGUUAGCUUUAUCAGUUAGGUAACAAGUUCAUGUAUUAGCAAGCUAAUGUUAUCUCGGUCAGUUACAGUAGCAUGAUAACAAUUUAUGUUUGUAAGCUAAUGUUAGCUCUGUCAGUUAAAGUAGCUUCAUAUCAGUUAAUAUAUUAGCAAGCUAAUGUUAGCAUUAGCAGUUAGCUACACAACUGUUAAACCUGGCAGUUGCUGGGUUUGAAUAUGUACUAAUGAUUUUUCUAAAAUUUUUUGUGGUGCAACCCUUUUUUAUUCUUUGAUGUGUCAACCUCCAUUUUGUAAACUUGGUAUACUUCAUAACUGGGCUCAUGAACAGCUGGUGCAAAGGCUCCUGCUCUCUUCUCAGUCACCAGAAUUGAAAAAGAAUUUGUUUGGUAGUUAUUGAACAUUAGGGGUUUGCUAGCAAGGUGCAGUGCUAGCAGCUGUAGAGCCUUGUUAAUACAGUGCAACAAUAAUGACAGUCUGCAGUCAGUUAUUGUAAAUUACAGCAGUAAAAAAAUGAAACUGUCCAGUAGUAAAUGUACAGUAAUAUUUUGACAGAUGAGAAGUAAAAACUAAGACUGAAACAAUGUCACAUCUGUAAGAAGGAAGCAAUAGCAGGGAGAAAAACAGUGACGUAUCCAUUUUUCAUAUUAGCCCAUUUGUCAAAUUUGCAAAAGAGAAUCAAUCAGAAAAAUCACUUUGUCGUCUAAAGUGCUCUUAAUUUUCUAGCCCAACAUUAGGGGCUGUGAUUUGAGUUUUUGUUUCCUUUUGUUUAUCUUCUUUUUCUUCUUAGGUUGUUGUUGCUUUUUUAUUUUAUUUUUUUUUUUAUUACUGCAUCUCUCCAAACAAUGUCAUUCUGAUUUAAGUCGGCUUUGAUGAACUACCUCACGCUGAAUUUCUGCCAGUUCUUGCAUAUAUUUAGUCGCCUGCAGAAUUAGCUAUCGAAGACGUGUGAAUAACAGAUUCCAUUAUUUAUUUAUUUGAAAGUGUACUAUUUGUCGGUUUCAACAGACUUCUAGUUUUGUACAUUAUGUAUACUUCACCUAGAAGUAAGAGAAUUGUUAUAUGUAUUUUUUGUUCUUUUUUUUGUUUGUUUUAUGUUUUUAAACUAAAUGUGCAAUACCUUCAGCAAACUGUGCUAGUAGUAUGUGAUGGGCCUAGCCUUUGUUAGCUGUCUCCUGAAGGUAAAGAAAAUGUUUGGUACUGUCAAUCCAUAUUUUCCUUUUUUAUGAAUAAGAUCGAUUUUUAUUUCUGUGACUUGUUUAUAGUCAUAAUGUUACGUAAUCAGUCUUACCCACCAAACAAAACUGUUGGCCAGGGUUUGGUUUAGAGACAGGAAGUUCUUUGAGUCAGAACAUGGCCGAUAGAUUUUGUUUGCGAUGUAGUAAGGACAAUAAUGUUAAUAAACACAAAAAAGAUGAGUAAAUACCUACAAGAAAUCAUUAUAUGUAUGGUGCUGGUUUGUAAUGUUUGCUAGUGAAUCCAGCCAUGCAAGUAGUUUUAAGAAUUCCUGGAUCUGCGCGUCCCAAAAACCGCAACCAACGAAGAAGUGCACUACUAGAAUACACGCACUGGGAUCUGAUGAUGCCACCUCUUAAAAAAAAAUAUUAAAAAAUAAAAAAACAUGUACUGCAAAUAAAAGAAAUACACUUUGA